AUGGGGAGGUGUGCGAGGAAUGAGGGGGAUAAAGGAAAGCCGAAGAUCCUCGAAACGACGGGGGCUUCUGGCGCAGAAAACCCAUGGGAGACAUGGGGACCAUCAUCUCCAAUGACUCCAACUGCCUCGAGAUGCCUAGAAGUUACCCAUGUGCGCUGUCUGAACGGCCGCCAUGAUGGAAGCGAGGCAGACGAACAAGACGAAAACGGGAAAACUGUGUGCAGCUCGCCCUCUCCUCUCGCCCUUGGCGCCCAUGUCGUCGCAGCCCAGACUCGCAUCAGCAGUUGUGCAGGUCCAUUGGAUGGGGGCCGGGCGCUGCGGGCUGGAAGUCAGGGCCAGUUCCGCCGAAUUGGACAGUCAGGUUGGCCGCCGAGACCAUGGCAAACACCCGCCAAGGCGAUUGAGGAAGUGAAGGCGGGGGAAUUGCAGCUGUGGUUGGGCGGCAAGAGGAAGCAACCGUCGAACCCUGUCACCCAUCUCCCACGAGUGCGGCCAAUCAUAGGCGUCACAGUGGGCGGUAAACCGCGCCCCACAGCGGCCGACCUCGUCUCUGCCGAGCAUGUUUCCCCAGCACACCUAACCUCGCCUUCCCGCAGGUAA
Molecule: messenger RNA, 600 nt
Organism: Chaetomium globosum CBS 148.51
Lineage: Eukaryota; Fungi; Ascomycota; Sordariomycetes; Sordariales; Chaetomiaceae
Exons: 3
Coding region: 1-600 (199 amino acids)
Source: RefSeq, a predicted model, not a curated record